This is a messenger RNA of Nerophis ophidion (straightnose pipefish), 5369 nucleotides long. RefSeq names its product neuralized E3 ubiquitin protein ligase 4 (gene neurl4). Gene Ontology annotation, molecular function: ubiquitin protein ligase activity. The coding region runs from base 1 to 4815 and encodes 1604 amino acids. Lineage: Eukaryota; Metazoa; Chordata; Actinopteri; Syngnathiformes; Syngnathidae. The transcript has 29 exons. The record is from RefSeq and is a predicted model, not a curated record.
AUGACGUCAUUGUCGCAAACACUUGCUGUCGUGAAACAAGGCCGCCCCCUAAAGAUGGCGGCGGAGCUACAUCCGCGGAGCGGAAAGCUGGUCGGCCUGUCGAACUCCAACAGAACCGCCCGGCGCAACCAGCCAUUCCAGGAGUUCAACCAUGGCUUGGUGCUAAGCAAGGAGCCGCUGAGAGACCGGGAUGUAUUCACUGUCCGCAUUGAUAAGAAGGUGAAUUUGUGGAGCGGUUCUAUUGAGAUUGGCGUGACAACACUGGAUCCCGCCCUACUGGACUUCCCCAGCAGUGCCACGGGCCUGAAGGGUGGCUCGUGGAUAGUCUCAGGAUGCUCCGUGCUCCGGGAUGGCCGCUCAGUGCUGGAGGAGUACGGCCGCGACCUGGAUCAGCUGUCAGAAGGCGACUGCGUGGGCAUCCAGCGUAGCUCCCUUGGAGAGCUCCAUCUGUGGGUCAAUGGCCAGGACUGUGGUGCGGCCGCCUGCAGCUUGCCUUCCAAACUGUGGGCCGUAGUGGACCUGUAUGGUAAGUGCACGCAAGUGACGGUGGUGAGCUGUGAGCCGCCGUCACCCUCCAUCGAGAGAGAGACAUUAGUUCGGGAUGAAGCGGAUAAGGAAGAAGAAGAGGAGGAGGAGGUGCGAGAGGAUGCAGGCAUCACGGCACUGAUGAGUAUGGCAGCGAUGAAUGGAGUUGUGACAGGAGAUGAAGUGCCUGAGCUUAGUUGCAGCAGACCGGACAAGUUCCCCAACAACCUCGACCCAGAAGCGGUUCUGACAGAGCACCAGCUCUUUGACGUCUUCAACAAUGCAAUAGUAUCUUUUUACCGUGCCGAGGAUGAGGGCGGAGGGGAAGAUGGCGGUGGAGACACGGGAGGAGGAGGAGGGGCGACAGGAAGUGAUUCCUCCUCUAGAAACGACGCAAGGAACAGUGGCGGAGGAGGUUCAGUGAGCCAUGACAGCCGGACAGGGACACUAGCAGGGGGAGGUGGGACUGGAGGAGAUGAUGCCAGUAACAUUAACAGCAACCCCGCUGGUACCGGAGGAGCAGGAUCUGUGGCGGGUGGCUUGACCACCAAUGACGCCCUCCUCUUUCACGAGAAGUGCGGCACGCUGAUCAAACUGAGCAAUAACAACAAGACGGCAGAAAGGAGGAGACCCCUGGAUGAGUUCAACAACGGUGUGGUUAUGACUAACCGGCCGCUACGACACAAUGAGAUGUUUGAGAUUCGCAUUGACAAACUGGUGGACAAGUGGUCGGGUUCGAUCGAGAUCGGUGUGACCACGCACAUCCCGAACAAUCUGGACUACCCUGCCACCAUGACGAAUCUGCGUUCAGGUACAAUCAUGAUGAGUGGCUGUGGAAUACUGACCAAUGGGAAAGGUACCAGGCGGGAAUACUGCGAGUUUAGCUUGGAUGAGCUCCAGGAAGGAGAUCACAUUGGGUUAAUGCGCAAAGCCAGCGGUGCGCUUCAUUUCUACAUCAACGGCAUCGACCAAGGUGUUGCAGCAGCCCAGACCCCCGGCGUGGUUUAUGGCGUGGUGGACCUCUACGGAAUGGCCGUCAAAGUCACCAUCGUACACAAUCAUAACCACAGCGACCGCCUCCGACGCAACAACGCCAUCAUGAGGGCGCUCUCACCAGACGUUGGUCGGCCCAGGCCGUCCCUCUCCCUUACCCCCGACACAGACACACCUGAGCGACUGCUCUUCCACUCCAAUUGUGGCCAAAAAGCCGCCAUCAUCAGCGACGGCAGGACGGCGCUUCGGCCGCAUGCCACCGAUGACUUCAAUCAUGGUGUGGUCCUCAGCAGCAGGCCGCUGCGCUCCAACGAGGUAUUCCAGGUUCGUAUUGACAAAAUGGUGGACAAAUGGGCUGGCUCAAUUGAAAUCGGCGUGACGACACAUAACCCCGCCUACCUGCAGCUGCCAUCCACCAUGACAAAUCUGCGCUCAGGUACAUGGAUGAUGACAGGGAAUGGCGUAAUGCACAAUGGAACAACGAUACUGGAUGAAUACGGACACAACCUAGACCGUCUGAAAGCGGGCGACACAGUCGGUGUGGUACGCAAAGAAGAUGGCAGCCUCCACUUCUUUGUAAACGGCGUGGCUCAGGGCCCAGCGGCCUGGAACGUGCCCUCCAGCGUCUACGCCGUGGUUGACCUCUAUGGCCAGGCUGCUCAGGCCACAAUCAUGGACGACAUGGUGGACCUCCCUCCUCUACCAGAAGACGCCUCAGAAGGUCCUACAGCUAUGUCCCCCGGGAGUCCGUGCUCAGUGGCGGGUGGCAACACCACAGACCUGCGUUUCCACCACCUACACGGUACCAACGCCAUUAUCACCAACGGGGGGCGCACUGCUCUCCGCCAGAACUGCCGCAGCGAGUUCAACGAUGCUAUUGUCAUUUCUAACAGGGGGCUUCGAGAUGGAGAGCUCUUUGAAAUCAAUAUUCAGAAGAUGGUGGACCGCUGGUCGGGUUCAAUAGAAGCAGGCGUAACGGCCAUCAGGCCAGAGGAGCUUGAGUUUCCCAACACGAUGACUGACAUUGACUAUGACACAUGGAUGCUCAGCGGAACGUCCAUCAUGCAGGAUGGCAACACCAUGCGCAACAACUACGGCUGCGACCUUGACUCUCUGACCUCAGGCUCACGAAUUGGCAUGAUGCGCUCCGCUACUGGUGACCUCCAUUAUUACAUAAACGGCGUGGACCAAGGCGUCGCCUGCUCUGGUCUGCCUUCAGAGGUGUUUGCAGUGGUUGACCUGUAUGGUCAGUGUGUUCAGGUGUCCAUCACUAGCUCCUCAGGCCCGCUGGACAAUAGUCUGUGUACCAGCAACAUCACAGAAAAGAGCUUCCCUAUACACUCUCCAGUAGCAGGAGUAGCUCACCGCCUCCACAAUAAACAUGGUAAGAACGUGGUGCUUUUGGGUGAGGGGUGCCAGGCUGUCAGAGCAGGGGGUUACGCCCACGGCAUCGUGUUUAGCGCCAAAGAGCUAAAAGUGGACGAGAUUUUUGAGGUGAGGGUCGACGAGGUGGACGAUCAGUGGUGCGGUUCGCUGCACGUCGGCCUGACCACGCUACCGCCCCCCGAGCUGCCGUCAUGUCCGCUCUCUGGCUUCUCCCCCUCCCUCCCACAGCUUCGCACCAAGGUCACCUGGCUGCUUUGCGGCUUGGAAGUCCGUCGUAACGGUGUGCUGCAACGCCAGAACUACGGCUGCUCGUUGGACCGGCUGACGGUUGGUAAUCGUGUCGGUGUCAAGAGGUGCAGCGAUGACACAAUGCACAUCUUCAUUGAUGGCGAGGACAUGGGGCCUGCUGCCACUGCAGUAGCCAAGAACGUGUAUGCGGUCUUGGACCUGUAUGGGCGGAUAACGGCGGUGUCCAUCGUCAGCUCCACCCUGAUUGAAGACGUGGACAGCGUUAAGGCGGUAUCUCUCUCCUCAGAAAGCUGUAGUGAAGGAGAGGAUGACAGCACGCCCGUCAGAGAGACUGCGGGUGAGCCAUGCGUGCUGGUGCCUACCGCAGUGACCUUCCUGGAGAACCAUGGCAAAAACAUCCAGCUAUCCAACCAGAACCUGACAGCCGCCAGAGUGUCGAGCUACAAUCAGGGCCUAUUAGUGACUGCUCAGCCUCUGGCCCAGCAUCAACUAUUCCAGUUUAAGAUCGACCGCCUCAAUCCGUCAUGGACGUCGUCGCUGUCAUUAGGGGUAAUCGGUCACUCACCAGAUCGCCUCAACUUCCCCUCCACGGCAUGCUGCCUGAAGCGCUCUACUUGGCUGCUGCAGAGAGACUCCAUCUUCCACAACUCCCUUAAAAUUUGCGAGAACUACGGCCCUAACCUGGACACGUGUCCUGAGGGCACGGUGUUGGGUCUGCUGGUGGACGCCAAUAGUUGUCUCCACCUCUAUGUAAACGGUAUGGACCAGGGGUUGGCAGCGCAGGACAUUCCUUCCCCCUGCUACCCCUUCAUCGACCUCUACGGCCAAUGUGAACAGGUGACCAUUGUGACAAACAACGUGCCAGCUGUGGGCGGAGAUGGUGGCGACACCCGCUGUCAGGGUGAUAUGGAGAAGGCGGACAUGGUUGACGGCAUCAAAGAGAGUGUGUGCUGGACGCCUCCUCCUGACGUCAACCCCAACAAGUCGUGCGAGUACCAGGCCCUGUGCGCCCGCUUUAAGGACCUGCUCACUCUACCAGAUGGUUACUUCAAUGAAGAUGCAAAGUACAACCAGUGCUACUGCGAGUCCUGCCACAAGCUGCGGGGGGAUGAGGCGUAUUACAAGAGAGGGGAGCCCCCCCGCGACUACGCUCUGCCUUUCGGAUGGUGCUGCUUCGCCCUCAGGAUCAAGCCCCACUGUGAGGUCUCUACUGCACUGAAGAAGUGGCACAUUGCUUACCACGGCACCAGCGUAGGAGCUCUGCGCCGCACACUGGACCACAGCAAGUUGCUGCCUGGAACGUCGUCCAUCUUCUCUGUGUCUCCGGUGAAAGCAGAGGGUCUUGACGGCUACGCUGAUCCAGAGGAGAACAUUGUCCCUGGCAGGGAGAUGGCCAGAGUGCGUCUGUCGCCCACCAUGCGCUACUCGGGCUUAGAGAAUUUUGCUCCCAAAGUGCAAUUUCGGGACCCGCGCUCUCACCGCUGCCACCAGGCCCAGGUGGGCUUCCAGGUGUGCGUGCGCCCGGGCUCUUACAAGGCGGGCCCGCAAACAUUGGGCCACAGCGAGCCUCUGGACCCCCGAUUCAGCAACUCUGAGAUUGAGUGGAUGACAAAAGAGCAGGGUGGAACACUCCUCUACGGCCUGCUUGUGCGGGUCGAGUGACACCUCCCACUUUUGAUAGAAGUGACAAAUCCAAGCCCUGCCUUGAGCAACAGACUCCUCUGGGAUCCAGCUGGUCCUUAUGAUUGUCCACAGGAUUAUUUUACUGCUUUCAAAGAAGAACAGACACUGCCUGCACUUUAUGUUUCGGAUACUCGUGGGCAAUUUUUAAUCCCGUUUAACAGCAACAUGACACACUUACUAGUUUUCUGAAGGUUUUUUUCAUUUGCGUUUUAUUUUGGGAGCACUGUCCAAAGUCCCGUGCCAAGCUGAAUGUUGGUUUGGAUUAUGACUGAAUUGUAAUUAUGUUUUCACACUUGAAUUAGAUACUUUGAUGACUUUAACCUGUAUUGUUUACACAUGUAACAUAAAUUAUAGUUGUGUUUGCGUGCGGUCCAGAGUGUGUCUCUGUUUUCUCGUCCAAAAAUAAUCUUAAAAAGUGUGUUGAGAGUUCUUCGCCACUUUUUAGGCCACUUUCACAACCUCCUAGAUCAUUUGUCAGAACUACAAUGUUUACUACACCCUUACUUCAAGAAUAAAAAUGUCUUCAUGCUCUC